AUGGCCUUUCUCGACUGUAAAAGAACCAGGUGCUAUCUCCUCCAGAACUGUACACUUUUGGCUUUGAUUGGGCUUUUUGGUGUUAUGAUAACAAAAUACAUCUCCAAUCAAUGUGAUAUGGCGGACAUCCAAGAUGAAUCAGGCAGUUCCAGGAGCCUGUCCUGCAAGGAUCAUUUAUACAAACAAAUCAGCCUGAGAGCUAAUAACGCAGGUAAGGCAAAUUGCACCAGAAUUACUAAGGGGGAUUUAAAGGCCAUUGAUGAAGGAUUAAAACUUAAUAAAGAGAUCACAGAUCCUCAGUUUCAUUUUAAUGAAAGCAGUUACAUAAACAUGACUAAAGACUGCAGUAACUUUAAGAAAUCUAGAAAAUAUAUGAAAUUUCCCACAAGCAGAGAAGAAAAGAACUUCCCCAUUGCCUAUUCUAUGGUUAUACACGAAAAGAUUGAGAUGUUCGAAAGGCUGCUGCGAACAAUUUAUGCCCCUCAGAACAUUUACUGUGUUCAUGUGGAUGAAAAAUCGCCGGCUGCAUUUAAGAAGGCAGUGAUCGCCAUUACCUCUUGCUUUGAUAAUGUAUUUAUUGCAUCCAAGUUGGUCAGUGUGGUCUAUGCUGCCUGGCCAAGAGUCCAAGCAGACCUGAACUGUAUGGAGGAUUUGCUGCAGAGCAAUGUAUUGUGGAAAUACCUUUUAAAUACGUGUGGCACAGACUUCCCAUUAAAGACCAAUGCUGAAAUUGUGAGAACCCUCAAAUCUUUAAAUGGAAAGAACAGUAUGGAGUCUGAGAAGCCAUCAUCAUCUAAACAGUCACGCUGGGAAUUUCAUCAUGAAGUGCGAGAUUAUAUAUCAAAGACAGAAACUAAGAAAUCCCCACCACCGAUUGACAGUCCAAUGUUUACAGGGAAUGCGUACAUUGUGGUUUGUCGAAAUUUUGUUGAACAUAUUUUUGAAAAUGAAAAAGCAUUGACCUUGAUAGAGUGGGUCAAGGAUACAUACAGCCCAGAUGAACAUUUAUGGGCUACUCUUAAUAGAAUGCCUGGAGUACCAGGGUCCUCUCCUUACAGUGAUAAAUAUGAAAAAUCAGAUAUGAAUGCUUUUGCCAGAAUGGUAAAGUGGCAGUACAUGGAAGGGGACAUUGAAAAAGGAGCCCCUUAUCCCCCAUGCACAGGUACACACAGGAGGGCAAUUUGUGUGUAUGGUACUGGGGAUCUAUAUUGGUUGCUGGAACAGCAUCAUGUGUUGGCCAACAAGUUUGAUCCUAACGUCGACGACAUUGCUCUUCAAUGCCUCGAAGAAUAUUUACGAUACAAAACUGUUUAUGGAAAAGGACUUUAAUGUAAGGGGAGCUUUAGAGAUAAUAGAUCUGUAUAUGAAUAUAACUGUACUAAAAUUGCAUAGCUGAUAGUCUAUGUUCAUAAAUCAUUAACAUGUAUGAAAACUGUUAUCUAAGUCAAGUGAUACUGCACUACAUCUUUCCCCUUUUGUUAAUAAUAUUUUUGCAUAGGUUUUAAUAAUCAUUUAUGUUAUAUAAAUUCCCGGUAAUUGAAUAUGAGUAUAGGUAAGUUCCUGAUCCGACAUUCUUUGGGGGUUAUGUCUCAUGAAAUUGUCAGUAGAAUCAUCCAUUUGUUAAAUAUUAUGUGUACUGGGGAUUGUGGUUAAUAUGGGGGAAGAAACUGUGGUCCAUUUUGUGGCACCUGAUAAAAACAAGUGCUGCUAUUUCACUUAAGGGAAGAUCUAUCACAUACCAAACUGCAAAUUUUGCAGGACUCUUAGCCAUUCAAUCUAAGAAAUAAUUUUCCAAAAGCAAU
Molecule: messenger RNA, 1802 nt
Organism: Xenopus laevis (African clawed frog)
Lineage: Eukaryota; Metazoa; Chordata; Amphibia; Anura; Pipidae
Product: beta-1,3-galactosyl-O-glycosyl-glycoprotein beta-1,6-N-acetylglucosaminyltransferase 3
Exons: 1
Coding region: 1-1329 (442 amino acids)
Source: RefSeq, a predicted model, not a curated record